Messenger RNA from Neopelma chrysocephalum (saffron-crested tyrant-manakin), 2324 nucleotides. RefSeq names its product taxilin beta (gene TXLNB). NCBI's taxonomy places the organism in Eukaryota, Metazoa, Chordata, Aves, Passeriformes, Pipridae. The coding region runs from base 205 to 2250 and encodes 681 amino acids. Gene Ontology annotation, molecular function: syntaxin binding. The transcript is spliced from 10 exons. The record is from RefSeq and is a predicted model, not a curated record.
CAAAGUGUGCACUCAGUCCCUGCAGUGCUUGCUCCUGCUGUGUCACUCUGUCCCUCCCUCCUCAUUUGGUCUUCCUAUCCCUCUUCCCUCAGUGGCAAGAUUACAGAGGCAGUGUCCUGUUGCUGGUGUGCCCUUGUCUGAGAUUUCUGCUUGACUUUUUUUUCUCUGCUCAGCUCUUCUCUUUGCUCUGGUACUGCACUAGGAAUGGAGAAUGACCAGUCUCCGACAUCACCCGCGCAGGAUACCCAGGGGCAGAGUGGGGACAGACCUGCCCCUGGCUUGGUGUCCCCUGCUCCAGUCCCCACAGAGCAGCCAAGUGCCUGGCCUGAAGCAACCAUGUGUGACAUCUCAGAGGAGUUGAGCCGGCAGCUGGAGGACAUCAUUAAAACUUACGGGUCUGCCACGAGCCUGAUGGAGAAGGAAAACACUUCUACAGGAACUGACAAGCCUAAGAAGGGAGAGCAAGGCAGCUUGGAGGAUGCUGAGUAUGAAGAUGGAAAUGAGGAGAGUGAGAAAGAGAAGCUGACUCCUGGAGAUGCUUGCAGAGCAAAGGAGCCCAGCAGCAACAAGGAGCAAAAGCUAGAGAAGAAAAUCCUGAAAGGACUAGGAAAAGAAGCCACCCUACUGAUGCAAAGCUUGAAUAAACUGAAUACUCCAGAAGAGAAGUUGGACCUGUUGUUUAAGAAGUAUGCUGAGUUGCUCGAAGAACACCGUGCCGAGCAGAAAAAGCUGAAGUACCUACAGAAGAGGCAGGCCCAGAUCACCAAGGAGAAGGACCAGCUGCAGAGUGAGCACAGCCGAGCCAUCCUUGCCCGCAGCAAGCUGGAGAGCCUGUGCCGGGAACUCCAGAGACACAACAAAAACCUCAAGGAGGAAACAAUUCAGCGGGCACGGGAGGAAGAUGAGAAGAGGAAAGAAAUAACUAAUCACUUCCAGGGCACAUUGAGUGAAAUCCAGGCUCAGAUCGAGCAGCAAAGUGAGAGGAACAUGAAGCUCUGCCAAGAGAACACGGAGCUGGCAGAGAAGCUGAAGAGCAUCAUUGACCAGUAUGAGCUGCGGGAAGAGCACCUUGAUAAAAUAUUUCAGCACAGAGAACUUCAGCAGAAACUGGUAGAUGCCAAGUUGGAACAGUCUCGAGAAAUGAUGAAAGAAGCUGAGGAACGACAUCAGAAAGAGAAGGAAUAUCUCCUGAACCAAGCUGCAGAAUGGAAGCUCCAGGCCAAAAUGCUAAAGGAGCAAGAGACUGUCCUGCAGGCACAGAUCACUCUCUACUCUGAAAGGUUUGAAGAAUUUCAGAAAACAUUGACCAAAAGCAAUGAAGUGUUUGCCACAUUCAAACAAGAGAUGGAAAAAAUGACAAAGAAAAUGAAGAAGUUGGAAAAGGAUACUGCUACAUGGAAAUCCAGGUUUGAGAACUGUAACAGAGCAUUACUGGACAUGAUUGAAGAGAAAGCCAUGAGGUCCAAGGAAUAUGAGUGCUUUGUGCUGAAAAUCCAGAGACUAGAGAACCUUUGCCGUGCUCUGCAGGAAGAGAGGAAUGAAUUGUACAAAAAAAUAAAGCAAGCACAGUACCCAGAAGAGGUGAAUGGAAAUGGCAUCUUAGAAGAAGAAGAAGAAGAAGAAGAUGCUGAUACAAGCCCUUCCCCCUCUGAGCAGGCGAGCAUUGAGCUGCGUGCGAGUGACAAGAGAAUGCUGAAGGAGCUGGCUGAAAGUUUCAGUGUGUCCCACAAGGCAGAGGAGUCCCUCCCAAGCAACAGCAGCAAUCCAGAGACCUGUGACACUCAAACGUGUAAUGCUGCCCCGGAGCCAGAACUCCCUGCUCCUCUCACCCCACAGUCAGAGUCUGGGAAACACUGUGAGCAGCCCAGCACAAACACACCAAUACCCACUGAACACAUGCCAGCACCCACUGAAAGUAUGACAACACCCACUGGGAACAUGCCAAAGCCCACCGAAAGCAUGUCCGCACUUCCAGGAAGGGUGCCAAUGCCCACAGAAAGUGUGCCAAUACCUCCCAAGAGUGUGCCAGUAUCCACUGGGAAUAUGCCAAAACCCAUUGAAAGCAUGCCAGCAAGCCCCGAAAACAUGCCAACACCCACACAAAACAUGCCCCCUCCCCUUGGGAGUAUGUCAGUACCCAUGGAAUGUCCACCAAAAGCUACAGAAUGUGUGGAUGACCCAGCAGAUAGAUCUGUCCAAGGUCAGUCCACUGAGCAAAGAGGGGACGCAGACAUGGAAGCAGUGGAUUGAAGACACUGGUGUGUCCAGGCUUGUCUUCUGCAAACCAGAGCUCUGCUUUGUCCUCUAAAUGGAUACCUUUUUUU